Molecule: messenger RNA, 7885 nt
Organism: Poeciliopsis prolifica (blackstripe livebearer)
Lineage: Eukaryota; Metazoa; Chordata; Actinopteri; Cyprinodontiformes; Poeciliidae
Gene: tpra
Product: translocated promoter region a, nuclear basket protein
Exons: 55
Coding region: 98-7546 (2482 amino acids)
Biological process (GO): mRNA export from nucleus; protein import into nucleus
Cellular component (GO): nuclear pore
Molecular function (GO): structural constituent of nuclear pore
Source: RefSeq, a predicted model, not a curated record
UACUCUUCAGUUUUGGUGAUUGAAUACACUUCAGGACUACAGUUCAGGACUUUGGCGUCCAUUUAUUUCCUUCGUAUUUGGGGAGGAGUUGGUGGAGAUGGCGGUCGUCUUACUGCAGGCCCUAGAACGGACAGAGUUGAACAAACUCCCGAAAGGCGUCCAAAACAAGCUGGAGAAGUUUGUAGCAGACCUGCAGAAUGCUAACGAGGCGCUACAGACGCAGCAUGAGCGGUUCAAAGCCGACAGCGAGCAACGAUACUUUGACUUUGAGAAACAACUGACAGAGAGCCAAGAACAGAUCCUUUCUGCCACAAACAACCUGCAGAUCCUGAAAGAGGAGAAUAAAAAACUAAAGGAAGAGCUGAGCUCUUUGAAAGGAAUAGAGGAUGAGACCAGUGAAGAAAAACGACCACAACAGCAAACCAAGGCAAAGUAUGAAAUUGAGGCGGAGAAGAGAGAACUGGAGAGGCUGCUGGAGAAGAGAACGCAGGAGGUGGAGAACCUGACAGAGGACAUGAAACGUCUGAAUGAGAAGCUGACCGACACCAACAAACUAAAGAUGGAGCUCCAGCUAAAGCUGGAUGAAAUACAGUCAUCGACAGCCUCUGUGCAGCACCGAGAGAAACGAAUGGAGCAGGAGAAGGAGCUGCUGGAGAAGAAAGUUGAUUGGUUGACUACAGAGCUGUCGACCAAAACUGAGGAGUUACUCAACACCAACAGAGAGAAGGGGAAGGAGACACUGGAGCUGCAGGGCAGUCUGCAGAGCAGCAACGAGCAGGCGAGCAGACUUGAAAGUCAGCUCACUUCUCUGAAAGAACUCAGCGAAAGCCAAAGUAAAAGAGCUGAAGAUCUCAAUAACAAACUGAAACAGGCAAAGGAUGAAUUGGUUGCUAUGGAGGAGAAAUACCGUGUUGAGCUCAAUGCUCAUGUCAAGUUGUCGUCACUUUAUAAGGGGGCAGCGACUGACAUGGAGGCAAAGAACCAGGAGCUGAGCAGAGCAGUGGAGGAGCUUAGCAAGCUGGUCAAAGAGACAGGAGAAGCUAACAAGGGACUGGAGAAGAGAGUUUCAGAUGCUGAAGAGCAAAAGGUGCGAGUUGAGGCAGAACUUAGAGAGAAGAUAAAGAAAAUGGAGAAGGAGCUGGAAAAUGCAACAAUGAAGGCUGCCGGAAAAAACUGCUGCGGGUCUUCUUUGACAGAAGAACAGCUGGACUCCAUGUGUCCAUCAGCGGCUGCCAUCGCUGCAAUUGUCAAGCCUGGCAUGAAAUUUUUCGACCUAUAUAAUGCAUACGCAGAGUGUCAGACCCAGCUGCAGCUGGAGAAGCAGGAGACGAGGAGGGUGAGCAAAGUCCUUGAUGAAAUAGUGCAGGAGGUGGAGUCCAAAGCUCCUGUGCUCAAGCGACAGAGAGAGGAGUAUGAGAACAUGCAGAGGUCAAUGGCUUCCCUAUGCAACAAACUGGAACAAGCUCGAACGGAGAUCUACAGUCUGCAAAAAGAGAAAGAUGAAGCCAAGCAGAGCUACGACGCCAUGGAGAGAGAGAAACUAAAAGCUGAGAGGCAACUAGAGGAUUCAUCUGCACAGCUGUGCAAUCUCCUGGUCGAGUUGGAAGAAGCGCGCGGCAAUCGGGUGUCCAAAGACGACGGCAGCUCCUCCGAUAUCUCCAGCACCUCAGAGGUGAACAGCUCAAGCCAGCUGUCUUUCCGCAGCGUGAUGGAGCUCCAGAGACAGAACCAGAGCCUACUGGGAAGACUGCGGGAGCUGGAGGAGGAGAAGAGUAGGGAGCGGGCCAGGGAGGAAAACGCACGCACAACAGAGCUGGAGGCUGUUGUGGAUAAACUACAGAAAGAAGUGGAGCAGCUGAGAGAGCAGAGGAACCAGCAGAAACAGCUGGCCGACUCCAACGCCAGGCAGAGAGACAUGUUCAAGGCUCUGCUGACUCAGAGCACUGGCUUCAGCUUGCCUCCUCAAGGUCAGGAGUUGAUUCUCCGUCCUUCCGCCCCAGCAACUCGCUCCACUCCUCAGAGAGCCGCUGCCGCCGAGUCCAGCCAGACCGCUCACACAAAAGCUGCUCUAAAACAGCUCAAUGACGCUUUUGCCCUAUAUAAGAAGGAGAAGGCUGAGAAUGACCGGAUGCUGAAUGAAACUAACGACCGAUUGCAGAAGCAGCUGGCGGAGCUGCGCUCCAGCCACGCUAAACUCACUUCUCAGCUGGACUUCAGUAACAAGAGGUAUGAGAUUCUUCAGGAAACUGUGUUAGCUUACCGCAGAGAAAUUGGCGCACUGCAGAAGAGCAACCAAACAAUGGCCGCCACAGCUCAGCGGCACGAGCACAACAUCCAUACGAUGGUCCAGGAUCUGAGGAAGGCCAAUGAAAAACUGGCACUGGAACAGGUGCGUGUGGAGAACCUGACUAAAGAGAGAGACAUGCUGCGGCAGGCAGAGUGUCGGUUCGAUAAAGAGAAGGAAGCUGUUCUGGCUGAGCAACGCAACCAGAACCUUCUGCUGACCAACCUGAAGACCAUACAGUUGGCCAUGGAGCGAACAGAGACAGAGACUCGCCAGAGACUUAACAACAAAAUAGAGCAGCUGGAAGCUGAACUGGCCUCAAUGAAGGCCAAGCUGGAGGAAGAAGUUGCUCAGCGACACGCCCUCGGACGAACCAUGGAUGCCCAGUUAUUAGAAGCGAAGAAGCAGCUGGAGACACAAAACAUCUUGCUGCAGAAGACCAAGGACCUGCUGCGUGGCUCUGAGCAGCAGGUGGCGGCGCUGAAAGCCCAGCUGGUGUCAGCGACUUCCUCCGAAGCCGCUUCCGCCUCCAGCAUCACAACCACCCCGAUCAUCAGAUCUGCUGCCCUGCGGGCUCCACUCAGAGUACACUCCCCAGUGCCAGCAGCCUCUCCGCAGCCCGGCCAAUCGGAGCAGGAGCUUUCAGAGCUGAAGGCUCAACUACGAAGUGCCGAGGAACAAAACGCUGAGCUGGCGGAGCAGCUGAAGAACGCUAAUACCACGGUUGAACAGUACAGAGAUGUGGUUCUAAAUUUGGAAGACAGCUUGAAGAAAGAAAAGGAGUCGCGCUCUCCUCUAGAGGUCCGACUGAAGCAGUCGGAGGAUGUGCAGAAGCAGCUGGAGAAGAAGAUGCUAGAGGUGGAGAAGCUGAAGCAGCAGGAGCUGGAGGAGAGGAAGAAGGCUGUGGAUGCAGUGGAGAAACAAGUGUUGGAGCUGCAGCGCAGACUGAAGGCCAGUCAGACAGACCAGCAGGACGCCCUGGAGAGAGCUGCCGCCGCCGUCACUCAGGAGCAGAAAGCCACACAGAACAGCCUGCUGCAGACUAAGCUGGCUAGCGAGGCACAGGCCAAAUACGAACGAGAGCUGAUGCUUCAUGCUGCCGAUGUGGAGGCUCUGCAGCAGCUGAAGAAAACAUCCCAGCAGGAAGCGGCACACAAGAGGGAGAUUGAAGAAGAACUGAAGAAAACUACUUCCCUCCUACAAGUCAAAACUAAUGUCUGGAUUACAACGGAGAAGCGACUAAAGGAAGAGUUGUCCAGUAUGAAAUCUCGCUUUGAAGAACUGGGAAAACAAAAUAGUCUCCUGCUCCAGCAGAUGGAUGAAAUGGCUGUCAGGAGUCGCCAGCAGCAGCAGCAGCAGCAGCAGCAGCAGCUGGACCUUUCAUUUAGUGAGGACGGAAAAACCACUGAACAGAUUAUGGAAAUCCUUAGGUUUGUGCGUCGCGAGAAGGAGAUUGCUGUUGCCCAGUGCGAGGCGUCUGAAGGAGAGGCUCUUCGCUACAAACAACAAGUCGAGCACAAAGACAGAGAACUGAAGGAGCUGCAGGAAGCUCUAAAUGCAGAGAGAGAGAGGAUGCAAUUGAUCAGCAAGACUCUGUGCGAGCAGCAGGAACAGCUGAAGAAGAUGGAGAGCAUCAGCGCUCUGCAAGAAAACAACCGGAUGCUGAAACUGGACCGAGAUAAGCUGGAACUGGAGCUUCAGCAGGUUCAGGCUAAAGUAACAAAGUUACAGUCAGACAUCGCCCCCCUGCAUAACUCUCUGUCCAUACUGUCAGAGAAAAAUGGCUCCCUGCAGGCUGACAAGAGGCUGCUGGAGGACGACCUUAAACGCUGGAAAGCUAAAGUACAACACCUGGUCAGCCAACAAAAAGAGGGAGACGCUGAGGAAAAACAGAAGAUCACAGCUGAAAAAGAGGCACAACAGAAACGCAUAGCGCAGCUGAUUGAAGAGGCGGCGAAGCUGAGGACUGAUCUGGCCAGGUCCAACGCCAGCAGCAAUUCAGCUCAAGCCCAGCUUCAAGGCCUCAAAGACUCUGUGGUCCGCUUGACAUCGGAAAAAGACUCUCUAAAGAAAGACCUGGAAACCAAAAACAAUGAAAUUCUGGAGAAGAACAGGACCAUCACUCAGGUGAAGAAGAUUGGACGCCGCUACAAGACUCAGUACGAGGAGCUGAAAGCCCAGAAUGAUAAGGCGGCUGGGGAAACCUCUGGGAAGGACGACCUGAAGAAGACCCAAGAUGAACUGCAUACUCUGAAGGAGGAAGCUCAGAAAAGGCAGACGGAGGCUCUGAAGUCUCAGCAGGAGUUGGAGGCGGCUCAGAAGGAACAUCAGCUGAGCAAAGAAAAACUCCAGGAGCUCCAAACCCAGCUCACACAGAGCCAGAACGAGCUGACGCAGGCCCAGUCCCAGCUGGCGCAGGCCCAGACCCAGUUGCAGCAGAAUCAGAACCAGCUGGCCCUGAAGCAGAAAGUAUUCGACCAAUUCAAGAACCAACACCAGCAGGCACAGAUUAAGCUAAAAUCGGUCCAGUCUCUGGCCCAGGCCCGGCAGAACCAGAUGCAGAAGAUGCAGGAGGAGCUUCAGCAGGCCAAAGAGGCCAUCCAGCAGAGCGUUGCUAAAGAGAAGGAGCUGCAGCAGAACCACAGUCAGGAGGUCAGCAACCUGAAGACCUCUCUGGGUCGAGCCGAAAACAAGGUGGCUGAGCUUCAAAUCCAACUGAACAACCUGCAGAAGACUGUUUCUGAGCGUGAAGCAGAGAUUCUGAAACUGCAGGAGCAGCUAAUUGAAGCUAAGCAUGCUCACGAAGCUCGCCAAGCAGCACUGGCCAGCCAGAGUUCCCAGUCUACCCAGUCCACCCAGUCUACCCAGGCCAAUGACUCCACAGCUGCUGGAGAUUUCAGUCAGACAGUGCAUGAUGAGCUGACCAAACUCAGACAGGAGCUUUCUGAGAGUAAGAACAGAGAAGAUCAGCUCAAACUGCAGAUGGCCGAGAAAGAGGAGAAGACCAAAAAGGCCAUUCUGGGAGCCAAAUUAAAAAUCGGCCAAGUAAACAGCGCCAAAGAGCAGCUCAGUCAGGAGAACGAGGAGCUGAAGCAGAGCAAAGAGGAGCUGGAGGUCAGGAUGAACGCCCUCAAGUCUCAGUAUGAAGGAAGACUUCUUCGGCUGGACAGAGAGCUGAGAGAACUGAGAGAGACACAAGCUCACUCUGACGGGAGGGAGGAAACUCAGGACCAGGCCGGAGCCAAGUUGGAUCAGCCCAGAUCUUCAGACCAGAGGCAAAUUUCUUUGAAGAGUCCUGCUCAAGACAGGGGAAGCCUGAGCACCUCUGAGCCGCCCACCGCCAACAUUCGGCCCACUCCAAGCACUCAGUCGCCCAGCAACAAGCCGAGUCCGUCCACCGGCAGCAAGGCCACCCCUCGCGCCAGCAUCAGGCCCAUGGUCACACCUGCACCCGUCCCCAUCCCAACACCCACUGCCACAGUGAUGCCCACUACACAGACGGAGAGUCAGGAAGCUCUCAUCUCUACAGGAGCUUCUGUUCACUCCACCAGCUCUUCCCUCAUGAAUCCUCUGGCCUCCUUAACUCAGCCAACCAGCACUCAGGCCACGGCCUUCGUUCAGCCCACCCAGCAGCAGGCAGCCAAUCAGGACACAAGCUCCAGCAUAGAGGCAGAAUGUCCAUCCACAUCCUCCUCAUCCUCCUCCUGCAUGCCUUCAACAGCUAAAACUGCCUCAAAGCGAAGCAGAGAAACCGAAGAGGAGGAAGAGGAAAGUCGACCUGAGAGUUCCCAAACACCUCCGAACACUAAAAAACUACGACUGAAACCAACAAUUGCUCUGCAGAUGGAGGGCGAUGAAGAGCUGGAAGGAGAGCUGGGGGACAUGGGAGAGCAGCAGGUUUCACCUGAUGACAGUCGGGAGCUCCCAGAGGAAGGCUUCCAGGUGUUUUCUGAGGAGGACGAAGGAGUUUCCCAGUCCGUCCCGUCUGACCAGGGCUCCCAGGGCUCGGCUUUGAUUCGAGACGUCAUCGUGAUCGACACCGACAGCGAGAGCAGGGAGAGCAAAGAGGGGGACCAGAGAGUGGAAGAAGAGGAUGAAGACGAAGAAGAGGAUGAAGAGGAAGCAGGAGGAGAGCAGGAAGAAGACGACGAAGAAGACGAUGACGAUGGAGCUGCUGACAGCGGGAUGAGAGGAGGAGAGGAGCACAACGAGGAGAGUCAGGAGGCUGAAGAUGACAGAGAGGAAGCCGCUCCUUCAGGGGGUUCCAACGCUGAGGAGAAUGUGAGUGGCGCCCCCACCAGCUCCCAGCGUCCUGCUGACCCAUCACAGAGCGGAGAAGGCACCAGUUGUGGAACAGAUCUGGGAUCUGCUCGGGAUUACCUCCACCUCCCUCCAACCUGCUCCACUGUACACUCCCCCUGCUCCUCCUCCAUGAUGCCCCGCCUCUCCCAGCCGCGCAGGCCGUCACCCCGGCUCUUCAUCCAAGCUCCGGCGCCUGAACUGGGCCCCCCACACACACAGAGACAGCCUUCUCAACUUCGUAGACCAUCAUCGGGUCGUGGACCUCAACUCACUCCUGGAUUAGCCUCUAUGCCGUUCUUUGAUGACGAUGACAGGAUGGUUCCCAGUACUCCCACUCUGGUGGUCCCACACCGCACCGAUGGUUUUGCCGAGGCCAUACAUUCCCCACAGGUUGCAGGCCUCUCCACCAGAUUCAGGUUCGGGCCUCCAGAAGAUUUGCUGCAGCAGGCAUCAGCUUCACAUUCAGACCUGGGACAGCUGGCAUCUCAAGGAGGCUUGGGGAUGUAUGAAUCUCCUCUCUUCCUGGCUGCUCAUGAUGAAGAUGGCGGAGGGAGGAGUGUCCCUACCACACCUUUACAGGUGGCUGCACCAGUGACGGUCUUCACAGAGAAUACGCCGUCUGACAGUGGCGACAACCUGGCCUCCCAGUCAGUUCCCAUGGUAACUGCCUCAACGGGGAUGGCUGCUGCUGCAGAUGAUGGAGAUGAGGUUUUCAUGGAGCACGAAGGAGAAGGUCCAGAUAUUGACGUUUCUCUGGACAGCCAGAUGCUCAUGGAGUCAACAGGACAGCAACGUGAUGAUGCCUCCCUGCCAUCUACAAGUCAAGAUCCUGACACCAGCAGUGACAGCCAGCCUCGCUCAGUAACAAGCCAGCGUCAGACGAACACCUUCUCAGGCAGAGGUCGGUUCCUCAGUCGCACAGGAACAUUUCCUCGAGCAGGAAGAGGCGGAGCCACAUGAAAAGGGGGUGUGGCCUGACGCCGAUCUUACCUGCAGAUUUAUCUUGUCCGUUGAUGACAUAACAAAAAAAAAUAAACACUUAAUCAUCAAUCUUUCAAAAAGUUUAAAGGUCACAUAAAAAUGAAUUAUCACAAUUUUAUAGGAGACGUAACAGGUUGACUUUUCUCAGACGUGUUUAUUGUAAAAUCCAGUGAGGUUUGGUGUAAUUUGUCUACAAACAAAUCGUAGUUUGGUUUUAGAUUUUCAGACGAGUCCUGAUUUGUUUUUGUUUUUUUAUUUUGUUCAGUUUGAACCUAUUCUGCAAGUGUUUUUAAGAAUAAAGUGGAAUAACAAAUAGCA